AUGUUCAUCUUUCUAAGCAUUAUACAACUUCUAACUUACACGUUAUUUGAUGUCACUUCUUGUGUAUUUCCUUCACUUUCGCAUCCACCGACGAUAAGAAACAAACUUUUACUAGCUUGGAGCACCCGAUAACAACCCCUCGCGCCAGGAUUCCCCUCCUCCCGAAGUAACCCAGGGAACAGGCAAGGCGAGCCUUUUACUUUUUAACAGUUUCGCCGAAAUUCAAUUUCUUGGAUUUGAAUUUCUCCAAAUUUCGAAGCUUUUCACAUUAUUUCGUCGCUUUGGGAGGGAUUCAAUUUGCUGGAUUUGGAUUUCUCCAAUGCCAAAAUUUUUUGAUUUUAGGGAUUUUCUCUGAAACUCAAUUUCCUGGCAUCGAAUGCCUCAAAGUUCGAAGCUUUCCUCAUUAUUUUUCCCCUUUGGGAUUCAAUUCGCUGGAUUUGGAUGUCUCAAGUCCCAAAAUUUUUGAUUUUAAGCCUUUUUUCUGAAAUUCAACUUUCUGGAUUGAAAUCUCUCAAAUUUCGCGGCUUUCUCUAUUAUUUUGCCCCUUUGGGAUUAAAUUCGCUGGAUUUUUAUUUGUCAAAUCCCAAAAUUUUUGAUUUUAAGCAUUAUUUUUGAAAUUCAAUUUCUUGGAUUUGGAUUUCUCUCAAAUGUCGACGCUUUCCGUAUUAUUUUGUCGCUUUGGGAUUGAAUUCGCUGGAUUUGAAUAUCUCAAAUCCCAAAAUUUUUGAUUUUGAGCAGUUUCGCUGAAAUUCAAACUCUUGGAUCAUUAGCUCAUGAGCUGAGGGGCUCGUGGGUUCAUGAGUUCACGAGCCCAGCAUGGGUUCACGGGUUUACGAGUUUAUGAGGCCCCAAGUUCCUGAGUGCGUGAGCUCUUGGGCUCUUGAGUUUGGGGGUUCGCGGGUUCACGAGUUCAUGGGCUCCUGAGUUCAUGAGUUCAUGGGUUUGUGGUCUGUGUCUCGGAGGUUUGGGGCUUGGGAGUUUUUUUGUCGGAGGUUGAGGGUUUGGGCGUUGGAGGUUCGGGUGUUGGAGGUUGAGGUUUCGGAGGGGGAGUGUUUGCUGAAUUUUGUUGCUCUUAAUAUUAGGAGUCUUUUUCCCAUAAGAUCGCCGUCUUAGAGAAAGCGGACUGAUCCGUAGCAAUCUUCAAAAGAACAUCAGAAGUUUCCCAUCCCCAAAUGGAAAUACAAAGCCCACCACCCAGUAAGAUUUUUAGUAUAACAAGACUGGGAUGUAGUUGCCUCGUCGAUCUUUACUCAAAUUAUUUCAGACCUCCUCUGGUAUUUAUAGGAAGGAAAUCAUGGGAAGAGGGAAGAGGCUUCACCUUUCUGAACACUCACACCGCCCACACCAUGGGAAGGAAGACACACUUCUUGGGCGGGGGACAAGCCCUGGUGCAAUGACACCUGACUUGGACUGACCUUACUUUCUUGAUGCAAUAGAGUAGAGCUCUGGUGGAGUCGCGGUGCUGAUAUGUCGUCCAUCUUUGCGUGAAGCAGGAUGAUAACGGGUUUAUCUUCUUGUAAACAAGUAACCAAACUGCCCUGUUGCCCUCGAUUGAAAUGCUUUCGUUUAAAGUUCUUUAGAGAUUUCUAU
Messenger RNA from Amoebophrya sp. A25, 1590 nucleotides. NCBI's taxonomy places the organism in Eukaryota, Dinophyceae, Syndiniales, Amoebophryaceae. The record is from the annotation of a GenBank genome assembly.